AUGCAGUCAUCACAGCCAUCGGCACACGCCCCAGCACGGGCCAGGUUGGAGUGUGUGUACCAUCAGGCUUUAGCCUUCGAUCCGUGGACCGGCGUGAUUGCUGCAUCCAUGCCCCACACUCACCCCCCCAUAGCGUCAAUCUUCUCGGCUAGUGACGCGACCUCGGUGGUCAUGGGGAGCAUCCCUGUGUGGGCUUCUGGUGCUGCUGGUGCUUAUGGUGCUUCUGGUGCUGCUGGUGCUGCUGCUGCCGCCGCUGCUGGUGGUGUUGGUGCUGCCUCCAGUGAAGCAAUCAGGGAGGAACGCUCAGCAAUUAGUGAGGAACAGUCAGACGAACUUCGUUCGGCAGAAGCUGAUUCGUUGCUGGAGGAUGAGAGCCCGUCUGGCCUGGGAGGAGCCUGUCGCCGCCACUGCAUCAUUCGUUUGCAGCACCUUCUCUCCAGUCACACCCUGGUGGACGUUUACCCUCGUUUAGGGAACUUUGAUUCUCUCACAGACGUCGCUUUCAGCCACUCGGAACGGUACACCUGGCGGCUUCUGGUUGGCUCUAAUUUUGGGGAGAUUCGCGUUUAUGACUUAGAGAGAGGACAGGAAGGGGCGGCAGGGAGUGAGGAUAAAGGUGGAACGAGGGGAGGCAUGGCGGGACAGGGAGGAGGAGGAAGUGGAGGAGUGAAGGGAGGGGGCAGAGGGGUGAAGAGAAGAGGAGGAAGAGGGGCGCAGAGAAGAGGAGGGAGCAUCCGAGAGCCAUCGAUUUCAUUAACCAUCAGCGAGUGGGAGCGGUUUUUGGAAUUCUCCCUUAACGAACGGAUAUUUUGCGUCACUGUAUGUGCCCGUGCCUGCUGUACACUCCUAUCGUUCAAAUGUAAUGUUCAUACCUACUGUUCUAUGCAUAGUUACUGUUCAUGUAUGAUGUUCGUAUCAACUGUUUUCUGCACAUCCCCCACUCUCACCUCCCCCACUCUCACCUCCCCCACUCUCACUUCCCCCACUCUCACCUCCCCCGCUCUCAACUCCCCCACUCUCACCUCCCCCACUCUCACCUCCCCCGCUCUCACCUCCCCACAGACGGUAAACAGUGGUGGCCUAUUGGAAGUCUUUGCUCGCCUGUGGGACGUGGAUGCUUCUGCUGUCGCUGCCAAACUUUCCCAGGUGCGCCCUGCUCCCCCAGGUGCUCCCUCCUCUCCCAGAUGCGCCCUCCCCCAACCAGGUGCGCCCUCCCCCAACCAGGUGCGCCCUCCCCCAACCAGGUGUGCCCUGCUCCCCCAGGACUCCUUCCUUACUUUGCAUGCCCUGAUUGCACUCCUAUCCUCCCCUACCUCCCCGCCGCUCCUCCAGGCCCGUCCUCCAUUCACCGACAUUCUCCACCUGGACUCCCAGCAGCCCUAUGUAACCCCUUACUCAGCCACGGCUGUCGUGUUGCGAGCCGAUGGCGCCAUUGCCCUCUGGACCGGCAUCCAAUGGCCUGACCCCGCGGUUACAUCUCACCACGUUACACCUGAUACACUUUCAUCCGGCGCAGUUUCAUCUGGAGCAGUUACGACUCAAGUCCCCACUGCCGCUUCUCACACGCCACAGCAGUCCCACCAGAGCUUGGUCUUACCUCCCCCCCCUUCCCCUGGCAAAGCAACAACCGGUUUUUCCUCCCCAAUCGCUUUCAUACCCACCGCUCCCACAACCGCUGCUGCUGCUGAUGGCGUUUCCACGCCAAUGUCAUUGUCAGCAUCUGCUGAUGCUGUCAACUUGGCAGCUGCUGCUGCUGUGGCAGCUGACGGGCCUGCUGACGUGGACGCUGCCAGCAAUGCCACGUGGAGAGGUGACGUGGCAGGCGUUCAGGCGGAGGCAGAGGAGCUGCUGGUGCGGAACACGGAGCUGCGCCGUGCGCUGGGGAAGCUGCGGCAGGCGGUGAUGCUGGAAGCACGGACGCGCAUGGCUCAGCUCAAGAGCAUUCUCAAGGUGAGCAUUCUCAAGGGAAAGAUUCUGAGGCGGCUUUUUAGUCGACUGGGGAAGCUGCAGCAGAUGAUGAUGCUGGAAGCACGGACACGCAUGGCUCAGCUGAAAAGCAUUCUCAAGGAGAUCAAGGUGGUGCAGGAUCAGCGCGCCCUCACCUACUAUGUGGACGACAGGCACCUGCCGUCGCCGCUCUUAUCUGAUCAGCGCGCCCUGACCUUGUAUGUGGACGACAGGCACCUGGCAUCGCCGCCGGCAGAGCUGAGGGAGAUCGCUGCACUGACAGCCAGACGGCGACCAGAUGUGGAUGCCAAGGAGGAGGAGCUGGUAGUGAGAGCGCAGGUGCGAGUGCUGUCUCUGCGGGAGGAGAUAGAGCGGGCCGUGCACGCUGACUUGCGCCUCAGCUUCUCCCGCUGUGCUGCUGCACUGCAGCACACACAAGAGGCCCAGCAGGCGCACACACAAGCCAUGCAAGCAUACAUGGCAGCGCACGCCACACUCUCCCUCCGCCUCACGGCUCUAUCAGUACUUAAACAGCCAGGCAUCGCAGAGAAACUGCAGCGACUUCGGGAGCAGCCCAACCUGCUCUCCUCGCCUGCUGCUAAAAACGCCUUCCUCUCCUCCCUUGAUGCACCUGCAGAAGCAUCAUUGUGGGCGGAUCUCCUCUUCUCCGCUUCCCACUUCCCAUCCAUACUCCUCUCCACCGACCACCACCCCUCGCGCGUGUCGUCCAUGCAAAGCUUAGUUAACGCCCAGAAUGAUACAGUUCUGGCGCUUAAACUUCGUGCCGAGCAAGCUUCUGCUGCGGUGAAGGAAGCCAAGGCGAAGCUUCCCGAGCUGUGCCACGUCAGCACCUCCUGGGUGCGGCCUGAGGGUGCUGACGUGUCUCCUUGUGCUCUGGCCAAUCGAAUAUCAGAAGAAGCGCGAGGAGGAACGAACGGAACAAGCAAGGACAGCAGAGAGACAGAAGGAGGAGCGGGGAUGGAGAAAAGCAACGAAAGGAAGGGAGAGGCGUCAAAAGUAGAAGCAGCAGCAGUGGCAGCGGGAGAUGGUGGGGGCAAAGAUUCAGAACAUAUGAGAGAUUCAGACCCCCUAUCAGAGCCCUUAGCCCCCUCUGCUCUGUGGCGACAACCCCUAUGGGACCUCUCCUUUCCCACCCAUCCCUCCGCCUUCCCCACGUUUCCUCACUCCUACGCCUUCAAUUCUCCUCCUGCCUCCUCCCCGUUCUCCUCCUCCGCUUCCUCCCGCUUCUCCUCCUUACUCUCGUCGGCGGCUCAAUCGCUGGCUACAGAUGGCGCAUCUGUAGCAGGGCAAUCCGCAUCUGCUACAGAUGCUGCUACAGGUGAUGCUCAUGCCCAAUCCAGUGCCAGCUCACCCCCAGAAUCUGCCACAUCAUCACCCGCCACAUCAGCAGCUGCAGUGAACAUUUCCUUCCUAAUCUACACAUCGCCGCCCACCACAGCCGCCCUGGAUCUCGUCAACAAGCUGUACGAGUGCACGCACGGGCGGCUGAGGGCGGGCAGCAUAGGCGGGCGGCUGGGAGGGCUCACAUCUGAAGCUUUAGUGCUUUUGGACGGCCCGUCCAUUCCCCUGCACCAAGCCUCUGCCAUGGUCCGCCGUGGGAAAACAGCGGGUGGGGGUGGGAGUGGCAGUGGGGAUAGCAACAGCAGCAGCAGCAGUGGUGGCGGCGGCGGCAGUGACAGCAGCAGCAGCAGCAGUAGUGAAGGUAUACCAGGAACAGUGCCAGGGUUUGAAAAGUAUUACAACCCUGCGGAUUGGAUCCGAGCCACCCGCCGAACCUCCCCAGGUUCGUUCCUCACGCACAUCCUCGCGCCAACCCGUAUGGGCGCAGCCCGAGCCUACAACCUCCUCUCCCUCCUCGCCCGCGGCUCCGUCCUCAUUCUCCUCGCGGGCGGCGAUCUGCCGCCCGACUCCUGCGACUGGGCGGCGAAUCUCGUCGCGCCUUUCUCGGCCUGGCCCCGGCUGGGGAUUGCAGGGCAUGCGAUGGGGAAGAUGGGGCUGAGGAACGUUCCAGGAAGCCUGCAGCUGGGGGAGGUGCGGAACGCUGGGGACCAGUUUUGGAACAGAUUGAGAGAUCCGGUGACAGGGGUGAGGAUGAGCUUUGUUCUUGGGACGGUGACAGGGCCAAUGGCGGCGAGGCGAGACGUGUUUGUGAAGGUUGGGGGGUUCAGUGCGGUUGAUGGAGGUAUAGAUGCGCUAUCGGAUUGGGACCUUUGCCAACAUGUGUGGCUCUCGGGCCAUCAGCCUAAGUUCCCGGCUCGGAUAGGCGGCCUAUCGUGGAACGACGACGGCGAUGACUCAGACUCGGAUUCGCCCGAGUCGGAAUCGGGAUCCAUGGGAAGCGGAGUGGGACUCUUAGGAGCCUCGGGCGAAAUUCCUCGCUCUGAAAGCUCCGCCUGGAAAGCCAGCCGGGGGGGGGGAAGCGUAGGGGGAGGAGGGGAUAGAAGCGGAAGUUUAUUUGGUGGUGCUGGCGACAUAGCAGGUAUUGGGUUCAGCGGAGGGCUCAGCGGCGUGAUUAGCGGCGGAAUUAGCGGCGCUAGCGGCGGAGGAGGAGGAGGAGGGGAAAGGAAGGUGAAGUUCGAUACGCCAGACGCCCCGCCGCCAUCGAUCACACCCGCGGCUACAGUCCCUCCUCCAUCCAAGCCUCGUCACUCCCGCGCACUGUCGUCCGAAGCUCCUGACUUGCUCGCGCCCAAGCCUAACGCCCGCCGUGCACGGACGACUGCCUCUGCAAUCUUCACUCGGCCCAACCAGCCAAGCGCUUCAGGCUCCGAUAGUAUCCCCCAAGACCCAUUCCGCCGGCAGCGCCACGACUCCAUCGGGGGAGGCAUCCCUGGCGCGGGGGGAACGCGCCACAUGCUCACUCCGGGCAGCGCCGCCGCGGCAGCCGCGCGGCAGCGGCGCAUGUCCGUCCAAUUCGCGUCAGGCUUCUCAAAACCCACGGGAUUGCAGCUGCCAGGGUCUGUGGGGGGCCAAGGGGGACCCAUGACCCCUACCGCUGCCGCCGAAGCGCAAGAAGCGCAAGUCACGGUGGACCAAAGCCUGCCGCCGAAGCGCAAGAAGCGCAAGUCACGGUGGACCAAAGCCUGGGAGGACGUGCAGGACUUCUUUCAGCCCAUCAGCAUGCUGUGGCAGCCGUGGGGCAUCCUGAACCCCCCUCCUCCUCUCUCGCUCCCUCACCCUUGCCAUCUCACCCUCCCCAUCCCACCCCACCCAGCCGCCGAAGCGCAAGAAGCGCAAGUCACGGUGGACCAAAGCCUGCCGCCGAAGCGCAAGAAGCGCAAGUCACGGUGGACCAAGGCAUGGGAGGACGUGCAGGACUUCUUUCAGCCCGUCAGCAUGCUGUGGCAGCCAUGGGGCAUCCUGAACCCGCACUCCAAGUUCAUGGCACGGUGGAACAAGGUGUUCAUGGUCGCAUCUAUCCUCGGAUUUAUCAUCGAUCCCUGGUUCCUCUUCACCCUCCAGGCGCUCAAUCAAGUGGCUCCCCAGCCGGCCAUGCUGUGCCUCACUCUGGACUGGACGGCAGCCAUCGCCUUCACUGUGCUGCGCUCCUUCGUAGACCUCUGCUACGUCCUUCAGAUCGUCGUUCAGUUCCGCAUGGCCUACAUCGUCCCGCCCCCCACGAACCGCAAGAACCGCUUCUUCCGCCGCUGGUGGGCCGACCGCUCCCUGCAGAGCCCGGGCGACCUCGAGUUUGACGCGCGCGUCAUUGCCAGCCGCUACCUGCGCUCCUGGUUCCUCAUUGACGUGCUGGCCGCCCUGCCCAUCCCCCAGUUCUGCCUCACCCUCCAACCCCACCCCCACCCCCAGAUAGUGAUGCUGGUGAUAGUGCCAAUGAUGGGUCGAUCAGUCCCCUCCAACACGGGUGUCGCCAUGACCGUCCUCUGCCUCGCAGCCCUCUUCGCUCAGAACGUGCCCCGCGCCAUCCGCUUCUUCCCCAUCCUCUCGGGCAACGCGCCGCACGUCACCGGGCUCGUGUUUGAGACGGCGUGGGCGAAUUUCCUCCUCAACUUUGUGUUCUACCUCAUGGCGUCCAACAUCGUCGGCAGCAUGUGGUACUUCCUCGCCGCCUCGGUGAGUGGUUUGUCGCGGCUGCCUCGGUGA
This is a messenger RNA of Closterium sp. Naga37s-1, 6069 nucleotides long. Lineage: Eukaryota; Viridiplantae; Streptophyta; Zygnematophyceae; Desmidiales; Closteriaceae. The record is from the annotation of a GenBank genome assembly.